Brassica oleracea var. oleracea is the source of this 660-nucleotide messenger RNA. RefSeq lists its product as uncharacterized. The record is from RefSeq and is a predicted model, not a curated record. NCBI's taxonomy places the organism in Eukaryota, Viridiplantae, Streptophyta, Magnoliopsida, Brassicales, Brassicaceae. Bases 58 to 354 code for a protein of 98 amino acids. The transcript is spliced from 5 exons.
UUUAAAAGGCAAGAGUGUCGAAGGAAAAGGACAAUCGUCGAAACCUAAUUGCCGACCAUGAGGGCGAACCUGGGAUCUUUGGUCGCGAAGGCUUACCGCGUUCGUCAAGGCCGUACUUUCUCUUCCUCUUCUUCCUCUGCUACCAAUCCUAUCGACAACAAAGGAAAAAGAUCGGUCAUCAACACAGUCAAUAAUUUAAGUAAUAUGGUCGCCUGGUUUACUGCUGGAUAUGUGUUUAAAUUUGGUUGGGAAGCGUCGGCCUUAUACAAAUCCAAGCGAAAGUCGGAUAAGUUGUGGGAAGAAUAUAGACGCGAGUUAGAACGUUAUCAUGAGGAAAGGAAGGCAGAACCGUAGCCUGCGUGGAUUAUCCGAGGAAUGACAUGUUCGGGUCUAAUACGUUUGUUGUGUAUGUUGCAAUGCUGUGAACUGAAUUAUCUAUGGUUGUAAUGUCGGAUUUAUACUUGUUUGGUCGGCUUUAUAUCAACUGGCCUCGGACUUCUCAACGUUUCUUGGUGUUAAUGAUUUCCCCCUAUCCAUCGUAUCUUUGUUUCCCACUUGACCGUGGUGGCUUUGUUAUCAUGUGUUUUGAACUUUUACUCCAUUGUUUUGAAUGGAGAGGAAAGCUAUCUCGAAUAAGUCAUGCGUAUUGUUAUGCUUGUU